This is a messenger RNA of Gongylonema pulchrum, 774 nucleotides long. The record is from the annotation of a GenBank genome assembly. Lineage: Eukaryota; Metazoa; Nematoda; Chromadorea; Rhabditida; Gongylonematidae.
AUGGAUCGGAUACAGCAGCAGCAGCAACAGCAGAACGGGUGCCGUAAAGCCGAAGAUAUACUUCACGUGCUGCGCGAUCGAGUGGCCCAACUGCCGGGCACACGAGAUCGCAACGGGCGACCGGUGAUUGUGUUCCCGGCGCGCGAAAACUCAACGCCCAUCAAUUCGGACCACAUUCGAAACAUACUUAUGUGGAUUUGGGAUAUCAUAUCUGUGUUUGUAUUGCAGGAACACUUCCCGGCGGAGGUGCACGCCGUGCUGAUCAUAAAACCGGAUAAGUUUUGGGAGAAGCACAAGACUUCGGUGUCUACGGGCAAAUAUAAAUUUGAUGUACAGAUGAUUUCUGUGGAUGGGCUGACGCGUUACAUCGAUCCGUCCCAGCUAACACGCGAUUUGGGUGGCUCGUUGUUUUAUGAUCACGACGAAUGGCUGGAAACUCGAAUGGUAAAAUUUCACUCUGAAAACUGUUUCGAAAGUUUUCGGGAAGAAAUGAAAAACGGCGAAAUGCCUGUUGAUGUGGCAACCGCCGAACGUGCAACAACGGCACAUAUUGCGAUGAAGAAGAAAAUAGUCGGCGCCCCGAUUGAAUAUAUACAAAAUGAAGUGGAACGGAUACGUCAGAGGAUAUCAGGUUCCAGUGGAGCUACGCCCGAUGAUGGAUACAGUUCAUCCAGUGGAAUGCCCAUAGCCAAUCCUGACCUCGCAGCUGCCCUUCCCAAUCUUUCCUCCUUAAUCAGUUCACUUCGAAAUUCCAAGUAUUUUUUUGCCAAAUGA